CUCGAGUCACCAAUUCAAACCUCACAUUUUCUCUGCUUUCCACCUACGAUUCUAACCAUCCAAACACACCACAAAAAAAAUUUUAAUUUGAAAAAAACACGAAUUUAAAAACCCUGCUUCGUUUUGUGCUCUAUUCUAUGGUUUCUGUAAACCCUAACCCACCACAAGGCUUCUACUUGGAUCCGAUGCAAAUGGGACUUCCUGCUCUUGGGUCUCUGCAGCCUACUACUGCUUCUGUUGCUGCGUCGUCUUCGUCGGAGGAUCCGAAUAAGAAGAUCCGGAAGCCCUACACCAUCACCAAGUCCAGGGAGAGCUGGACCGAGCAAGAGCACGAUAAGUUUCUCGAAGCUUUACAACUUUUUGAUCGAGAUUGGAAGAAGAUCGAAGCAUUUGUUGGGUCCAAAACAGUUAUCCAGAUACGUAGCCAUGCGCAAAAGUACUUUUUGAAGGUUCAGAAAAAUGGUACAAGUGAACAUGUGCCUCCUCCUCGGCCAAAGAGGAAAGCAGCCCAUCCAUACCCACAAAAAGCCUCUAAAAAUGCUCCAGUGUUUCCCCAAGAUACCAUGGCAUUUCAAACUUCAGCUACUUUGCUUGAACCUGGAUUUGUUCUGAGGCCAGAUUCAUCAUCAGUGCUUAGAAAUCCAAUGAACAAUGCAGCUUUGUCUUCCUGGACUUACAACUCUCAACCUCCAGUCAGUGUAUCACAUGUGACAAAAGAUGAGGUAGGAUUGGCUGGGCCAGCUAUGCAACAUAAUAAUUGCUGCAGUAGUAGCAAUGAAAGCACUCCAAGGUCUUGGCCAAUUUGUAAAACACAUGAUCAGGGAAAUCAAAGCUUGCCAAUACGAGUUAUGCCAGAUUUUGCUCAAGUGUACAGCUUCAUCGGUAGUGUUUUUGACCCCAAUGGAAGUGGUCACUUGCAGAAAUUAAAGAACAUGGACCCAAUAAAUAUGGAAACGGUAUUGCUAUUGAUGAGAAACCUUACAAUCAAUUUAACAAGCCCUGAAUUUGCAGAUCAUAGGAAGUUGCUCUCAUCUUAUGAUGCUGACUUUGAGAAGGCUAAAUCCAGCAGCACUCGCAGUAUUCUCCAUGUUGGUAAAUCAGAGAGUGCUAUUCUAUCAGCAUAAGAAGUAAGAAGGUAGAAAGAAAAAAAACCCGACUUUCAUCUGUGUUUUUUGGCAACAUGAUUGCUUCCUUUUUUUAUUUCAUCCAAACAUGUUGCUGACUUUUAAGCAGAGAAAUGCCAGGGUGCAAAGGGGGAAACUGUCUAUGAGUGAUCUCUCUUGCUGUUUCUAAUAGUAAUAAUGAGAAGUGUCCAGAUUCUCUCCACUAGUUUAUGUAUAUACGUAGGUGUGAUGGGGUGUAUAUGUGCCACCAGCAUGGUUUGUUUGAUGCCAUUGCCUUUGCCUUUUUUGGGUUUUCCGUUUCGUGCUUGUUUAUGUCAGGCGUUGCAGUAUAUAUGUUAUCUUGAAGGCCUAUUGUAUCCUGUAGGCCAGCACCCAUUGUAUAGUGUGUUUUUGGUGUACAUAUCUGCUGAGUUUUGACUGGCACACUUGUGUGAGAUGUGUUUUUGAGAGGCUUUGGUUAUAUAAAUAAUGUUAUGGA
Molecule: messenger RNA, 1602 nt
Organism: Vitis vinifera (wine grape)
Lineage: Eukaryota; Viridiplantae; Streptophyta; Magnoliopsida; Vitales; Vitaceae
Product: protein REVEILLE 6
Exons: 8
Coding region: 138-1124 (328 amino acids)
Molecular function (GO): DNA binding
Source: RefSeq, a predicted model, not a curated record